Molecule: messenger RNA, 6382 nt
Organism: Anguilla rostrata (American eel)
Lineage: Eukaryota; Metazoa; Chordata; Actinopteri; Anguilliformes; Anguillidae
Product: ecto-NOX disulfide-thiol exchanger 2-like
Exons: 18
Coding region: 531-2585 (684 amino acids)
Biological process (GO): ultradian rhythm
Cellular component (GO): external side of plasma membrane; plasma membrane
Molecular function (GO): oxidoreductase activity; RNA binding
Source: RefSeq, a predicted model, not a curated record
ACCAUAGAAAUACUACCUCAUCAUUAUAGAAGUGAAUGUUGGCUGCUUGCUAUUUGUCAUCUUCAUGGUUUGUAACCAAGAAGAGGAGAUACAAGAUUGAAGUAUAUGUAACAAACGGACUCCUGGCCGAGACGUUAAGUCCAGAAAAAAGCUGUCCUCCAGGGUAUCAGUUCCACCCACCACGCCUUCCACCUGAACGCACUCUUGAACAUAGCGCAUUUUUACGUGCUGGUAAGACGCUUCAACUCUGCAGCAACCAACACCUCAAGUUCCACUGAUUCCUUGGCUGCGAGACGGGCGAACGGGUUCACCGAGCCUGGCUGUCGGGGACCUGGCGGUCGACCGUCGGCUGCACCGUCCGUUCGGAGCGUCGGGAGCAGUGAAGCUGACGACCUCGGGUCCCGCAAUCAGCCUCGCCGGUUCUGGUUGGUAAUGGAGGGAGAUUAGUAUUCAUCGUGUUGGCGUUACAGAGCUGUCACUUGGAAAACCGCUAGAGCCUUUACUGGAGGGCAGGCAUCGGCAACGUAAAGAUGUACAAGGACUACAGGUCCGGCCGAGCUGCAGGCUUGAACCCGCUCCCCUUCGACCCAGCCACCAACAACGAACCCCUACAGUUCAGUAACUCCAAUGGGCCCCUGGUGACCGACUGUCCACUGGAGAACGGAGCAGAGAACAGCAAGAAGAGGAAGAGACCCAACCUGCCCCCAGAAGGAAUUCGGAACAUGACCAUGGACUCCAGCCAGAUGGGAAUGCCCAUAUCAGACCCCAACGCCUGGGCGACUGCCAUGAACAAUCUGGGGAUGGCGCCAAUGGGCAUGACCGGUCAGCCCCUCAUGUCAGAUUUCGACCCGAGCCUGGGCAUGAUGACGGGCAUCGCACCCAUGAACCCCAUGAUGCCCGGCCUGGGCAUGGUGCCGCCGCCCAUCUCGCAGGACAUGCCCAUCGUCAAGGAGAUCAUCCACUGCAAGAGCUGCACGCUUUUCCCGCCCAACCCCAACCUGCCGCCCCCGGCCACCAGGGAGAGGCCCCCCGGCUGCAAGACGGUGUUUGUGGGCGGCCUGCCGGAGAACGCCACGGAGCAGCUGAUCGUGGAGGUGUUCGAGCAGUGCGGCGAGAUCAUCGCCGUCCGCAAGAGCAAGAAGAACUUCUGCCACAUCCGCUUCGCCGAGGAGUACACGGUGGACAAGGCCAUGUUCCUGUCCGGCUACCGGAUCAGGCUGGGCUCCAGCACGGACAAGAAGGACACGGGGCGGCUGCACGUGGACUUCGCCCAGGCGCGGGACGACCUGUACGAGUGGGAGUGCCGGCAGCGCAUGCUGGCGCGGGAGGAGCGCCACCGCCGCCGCGUCGAGGAGGACCUGCUCCGCCCCCCGUCCCCGCCCCCCAUCGUCCACUACUCCGAGCACGAGUGCAGCCAGCUGGGGGACAAGAUCAAAGACGACUCCCAGUUUCCCGAUUCCGUCCGCGUCCUGCUGACCUGGGUGGAGCGGGGCGAGGUCAACCGCCGCAACGCCAACAACUUCUACUCCAUGAUCCAGUCGUCCAACAGCCACAUCCGCCGGCUGAUGAACGAGAAGGCCGCCCACGAGAAGGAGAUGGAGGAGGCCAAGGAGAAGUUCAAGAACGCCCUGGCUGGCAUCCUGGUGCAAUUUGAGCAGAUUGUGUCUGUAUUCCACGCUGCUUCCAAACAAAAGGCAUGGGACCAUUUCUCCAAAGCCCAGCGCAAGAACCUGGACGUGUGGCGCAAGCAAGCAGAGGAAAUCCGCAACAUCCACAACGAGGAGCUGAUGGGCAUCCGCAGAGAGGAAGAGAUGGAGAUGUCGGAUGACGACAUGGAGGACAUUUCGGAGGGCAAGGACUCUGAGGACUCAGGCCCGGCGGCGCAGGCGGAGGCCCUGAAGGAGGAGAACGACAGCCUGCGCUGCCAGCUGGACGCGUACAGGAACGAGGUGGAGCUGCUGAAGCAGGAGCAGGGCAAGGCGCAGCCGCAGCACAGCGAGGAGGAAGCCACGCGCCAGCAGCAGCUCAGCUUCCUGCAGCAGGCCCUGCAGGGCAUGCAGAAGCAACUGCUGAAGAUCCGAGAGGAGCUGAAGCAGCGGGAGGCGGAGCUGGAGAAGAGCUCCGAAGAGAAGCAGCAGCUGGAGACCCAAGUGCAGAGCCUGCAGGAGAGAGCGCUGGCCUUUCCCCCGACGCAGCCGCCCCAGCUGGAGUCAGCAGAGCAGGAUGACGGAGGCAUGGAGGAGAGCGCCGCUCAAGCCAGCGAAUCGGCCGCACCGACGGUGCUGUCCUGCACGCAGGAGAAGGAGAGUCCCCCAGAGGUGGCCCCCACCAGCCCCAUCCAGUCAGAAAGAGAGGCCUUGCUUGUGGGAAUCAUCUCCACCUUCCUCCACGUCCACCCGUUCGGAGCCAGCAUCGAGUACAUCUGCUCCUACUUACAGUGCAUGGACACUAAGAUCAGCACCGCGGAGGUGGAGGCCCUGCUGGGCCGCCUGCCGCGCACGUUCAUGCAGGAGCUGACGGGCGUGGGCGCCAGCCUGGAGAAGCGCUGGAAGUUCUGCGGGUUCGAGGGGAUCAAGACGGCGUAGGUGGCCGGGGGGGAGGGAAGGGAAGAACUCGCAGCGGCGAGCGCGGGGCACUUUUGACCGCUCGCCCGCCCCCUUGCCUGACGAGGGCGGGGGGGGAGGGGAACCAGCCCGUGGGUCACGCACAGAGGAGCCGGACUGUGGCGCUCCUCGCGGGCACAACGCCACACCGCCCGACUCACGGCGUGUCUGUUCCAUCCUGGACCACGCAGGAGGGUCUGGGCAACAGGGGGACUAUCAGGGUUUGCUAUACGUUUCUUUCAUUCUGUCACUCUUUCUCUUAAUCUCUCUCUACUCCUUUUCUUUCCUGUUGAAAAUAUGUGCAUAUAUAUAAUAUAUAUAUAUUACACUGUACGUUUCACAGUUGCUCAAUAAGGUUGUGUUCUUGUGACAACGCAUAAAAAAGACUUGAAAUUUUAUAUAAGAGAUAAAACAUUAAAAAAGUGUUUUAAUUUUUUUAUACAAGUUUGCCAUUUCCUUGGGGAGAUUGUUAUUUAAAAAGAAAAAAAGAAGAAAAAAAAAGAUUCCAGUAUUUUGGAGAAAAGCAGGUGCAGUAUGUUUUAUUUUCCCGUAUUGUGAGUUGCAAGGCUGCAGAGAGACUUCUCUGGGACAGGGCUUCAGCUUUGUCACCGGGCACAGUGUCCCGCCUGCUUGAGCCUGGGGGGGGGGCGUUACUGCUGACCCACCACCGACCCCCUCCCCCCCUCUGAUGCCAUUUGGACUGCCUGUACCAGCAAGCAGAGGGACAACGCAUCGGAGAGCGCGCACAGUUCUCCACAGGUCGGUGGCCGACCCAAUGGGACGUUGCUAGUUCCCGUUCCCAUGGAGACGCCUGCUUCCUGCCACGGGAGAAGGUGGCAGAGGGCGUGGGCCCGGCACGGUGGUCCUCCAGAGAGAAAGAGGGGAAGUUAAUUGGAGGAAAGUGCAUCUGUGACCUUUUUUUCGGUGCUUCGGUUAGUACUGUUUCUCCCGUUCCUUUUUUCUCUUCGGUUCCAUUGCUUUUUUUUAUGGUUUUUUUUAUUGUUUUUUUUUUUUUUUUUCCUCCUCCUCCUCCCUCGGGUCAUUUAUUACUCGGAAAUGUCAAAUCCAUUUCUCUGUCCCAGCGGGGCUGCCGUCUCCGAGGCCUCGCUGUGCAGGACUGCACCGCCACCGUGGUCAGGGAAAUGGGAUAGGGUGUUUUUCUUUCUGCAGGAUGUGCUUUACUGGAGGCCUCUGAGUCAUCAGCUCCUGGGGUCGUCACUUUUUAAUUGGUUGAAGAGAAGCCGGACAGCACGUUGGGACAGAUUUUUUCUAUGCCUCCGGCAAGCUCAUUGGGAGCCCACAUUCAGUGAUGUAAAUAAUGCUGGCAGUUAUAGUCGCGUGCAGAUUUGUUACAUUUUUGUCGCUCUAGGAAACCUUAUAUUUGUUACAUAUGAUUUUCAGUUGUUGGCCAUUUGUUUCCUAAGGUUAUGUGUGCACUCCAUUACAUCCAAGUGCUUAUCUCUGCUUUCUGUACAAUUGUACCACCCCUCCCCCUCAAAAGAAAAACAAUAAUAAUACAUUUCUCCAAUCUUAUCAUUUCUGAAACUCUUCAGUACCAGGACUUACUGAAUUCCAGUGUGGAGUUUAAUCCAAGUGCACAGGUCACACGUAACACUGGUUCUCAACCCCUCGAAAAGGAACAUACCAUUGAGGGUAGAGGGGUGUCCUUCAGGCCAACGUCUGCAAAACGCUUUCACCGUCCUAAUCUGCAGUGUGCUUGAAAGUUGGAUUCUUCUGAUAUUGCCAAAGUAUAUUUUGGUGGCUGUGUUAAUGUGCUCCUUUGUGUUUGGGGUGUCUUGUACAUUCAUUAUGUUUCUGAUGUUUCCCUUUAAAUAGCCUAACCAAAUACAAGGCCUUUUUUGACUGUCAUAUUGAGACCCUAUCACCCAGAUGCAUAUGUUGGGUUCUUUUUCCUUCUUGCUUGUGUUCAAAAGGCUUUUUGUUCAAAAUAACAUGAAAAUGUAGAUUGUACAUAUGUGCAGGGUGAAGUGUUUGUGCGGACAAAAACAUCCUGCUUUGUUCAUUUUUCUUCCAUAAUGUGAAGUAAAUCUGCACUGUUGAAAUGCACUAAAACAAAGUGAUUCUGUUGAGACGUAUCCCCAUUAAUUCAUGGGCCCUCUCAAGACCGUUGAGACUUUCUGUUCUACAUUGAAAUGCGGGGAAUACAGAUGUACAAUUGUAGCAGGUUUCACUGUUAAGUAGUCGUAUCCUAAGUCUGUUAUUUAAUGCACAGUUAAAUAGUAGGGAAACACUGGAGCAGUGAAUCGAACAUAAAUAAUUGAAGUCUUGUAAGAAACCUGUUUUUUUUUUUAGUUUGGGAAUCAAAUGAAGUAAAUAGACCAAUUGUAUCUCACUGGAGUUCCUCUGAAAUGCACUAUAUAUUUUCACAAUCUGCUUUCUCGCAUUAGUUAAAUGCAAAGUUGUACAGUAUGUCAUUUAUGGCAUUCAAAUUGAAUUAGAAUUGACAAAGCCCUGUCAGGCCUAAAUCAUAUUACCACUGAAUAAAUGGGAAAUUCAGUUACCGGAUGAUUUCCUAGAAGAGAGGUCCGUGUGAAGGAGAGUGAACAGUAGUGCGAGAACAUGUCAGAAGUACAAAGCGGCAACUGUUAACCAGCGAGGACCCCGGAGCCUUUAAAAUCUCUCCAAGUCCGCACACAUUUCUGCCGUCGUGCUGAUGAAUUGGAGCUGAAGGGAAGGCAAUGGUCCGCACGUGAAAUAUUUCCAUUAAACUUGUGGCUGAUGAAAUGAAUUCCUGCUGUCACUGAAAUUAGCUAAUUAUAUGGUAUCUGCUGAUGCCCAGCAACAGUAGUGGGCGGGGGUAUCCCGUGUGGCAAGUGUGUUUAAACACUGGGUGGGAACACACAAGUUGAAUCAACAUUUCAGGAAAACAGUCACCCCCCCCCCCCCCCCCCCCCCCCCGGUCUCUUCAUCCAGCAGGAGUAGAUGACUACCAGCGUCCAUCUGUUCAUGCAACGAGCCAAGAGAAGCUGUGAAAGAUGACGGCUGUCGCAAUGAGGAUUGAGGUAAUCAAAAGAUAAAUCAAGGCUUUAAAAACAGACCUUGAAGCGUAACGCAGAGAUUUGACUUGAUUCAGUACCUCCCCCCACUGGUAAAAGUGUGUCAAGCUCUCAAGGUUGAAGUCUUCACACUGCUGAACGCAACUUUUUGGCGAGAGUUUAGACGUCACUAGUGCCAUAAAUCUUUGUGUUUAGUGCCCUAAAACCGCAGAAUGUCAGACCACAGUCGGAGAGCCAUUUGGCUGUCGUGAAGUUCUGAAUGGUGUUCAGUGUCCAAAGCAUUGCUUAAAGGGAUUUUCUGUCUACUGAAUCAGGAGGAGAGGCAAUUCAUUUGGCGAAUGCAGAGCGAAGUGCAACAGACGGGGAUGCUUAUUUUGUCACAAUUUAUCUUUCAUGUGAGCGUUCUACCAAAAAGAAAAAAAAACUAUAAUCCUAAAUAUGCUAUCAUAGGUUAAUUUCAGAUUUACUCAUGUGAACUUGGCUAGCAUGUUGGAGUUGUCGCUGCAGUUAUGUUAACGCUGCUUCAACCAUAGCUUUUUUGCAAUAUUUUGUCAUAUUUACACAUUUGAUAUAAAAACUCUUGUUGCUCUUGGGCUGGCGUGCUGCUUUGCUGUUUUUAACAAUUGACAGUCUCACUUCAAAGUCUCUGUAGGCCUGAAUCCUCUAAUCUUUCAGGAGGAAAAAAAAAUAUUUGUACAGAAGGUGAGCAUCUGUAUUGUUGAAAAAUGUAUUUUUAGAAAUAAAGCUGUUUUUAGUAAAUUU